AAUAAAUACAGAGAGAAUCUGAGGACUCUUAUUUCACUUCUCUAUAUAAACUUCAUGUUUACGGGGUACUGAGACACAUGGCCAACUUUAUCUUAAUAAUAACUCCUUUUAUCUCUUAAAAUAAAAAAGCAGUAGAAACUGACAGACUUGCCCAAUGAUCUAACUAGAUAAUUUUUUAAUCUAGAUGACAUAAAAGCAAAAACCAUUUUCAUUGUUACAGUACUUCACAAACUGCUCAAGAAACCUGAUAACUGUAUUUCUGCUGGGUUUUCUUCACCAAAAAAAAAAAAAAACCCACCCAAAAAACCCAAAACGAACUUCCAUAUGAAAAAUUAAAACUGCUAGGCAAUCCACAUGAAUAGAAUCAUACAAUGAUUUGGGUUGGAAGGGACUUUAAAGAUCAUCUAGUUCCAACCCCCCUGCCACGGUGCGGGGGGUUACACAAUACUAAUUUUAACUGCUUGGAUGGCGAAACCAUUGAAGGGAGCUGGUAAAUGCUGUUGAAUUGAGGAGACCUUAACCCAAUUAUUUUUGAAUGGCGUGUGAAUGCUGCAGGCGGGGAUGCCAUUAUUAAAUGGCAUUUGCUGUUUUAUAAAAAAAUACCCCAUACCCAGGAGACUCCCCAGUGCUGGCCAAUGGGAAAUUACCAUACAUCAUGUCGCCAGCGGCUUGGAUUUAUGUCUUUUAGGGUGACAUACUAUUGGCUGCUAGUUAGGCUUUAUGGGAGGGAUUACUGGCACCGUUUGUGGCUUCCCCUUCAGGUCCUUAUUUGGUAGCUGUUGAUAGAGCAAGUCUUUCCAGCAGCUGAGCAUCUUGACAUACAUUAUUCAUUAAGUGCUGGUGUUCAGGAAAUAUGCAUAUCCCUAGCUCUUCAGAUAUUUCUUCAGCUCAUACAAUAUGUCUCUUCAACGUUGCUUCUGAAUGCUUGGAGUUUUACAAAUGGCAUUUGUACAAUCGGAAGACCACGCGGUUGGAUUUCAUUUCGGUGUACCUCCUGUGCACACAGUUGCUGAGAACCUGAAGAUCAGCAACGAGAAUUAGAGAGAAAAGAAGGAAUAUUUCUUCUUGGAAGUCUUUUGCAGUAUCAGCAAAGAACUGAUUAGCUUAGAUUGGUAGUAUAGGAAAAACAAAAAAAAAUCAAAAAUGCCUGAGGCAAAUUAUUUGCUCUCGGUUUCCUGGGGCUACAUAAAGUUCAAGAGAAUGCUGAACCGGGAGCUAACCCAUCUAUCUGAAAUGAGCAGGUCAGGCAAUCAGGUCUCAGAAUACAUAUCGAACACUUUCUUAGACAAACAACAUGAAGUUGAAAUCCCAUCUCCGACACAGAAGGAGAAAGAGAAAAAGAAGAGGCCAAUGUCCCAGAUCAGUGGAGUCAAAAAGCUCAUGCACAGCACCAGCCUAACUAAUUCCAGUAUUCCCCGAUUUGGAGUUAAAACAGACCAUGAAGAGAGUCUUGCCAAGGAACUAGAAGAUGUGAAUAAAUGGGGCCUUCAGGUUUUCAGAGUAGCAGAGUUAUCUGGAAACAGACCUUUGACAGUCAUCAUGCAUACCAUUUUUCAGGAACGGGACUUGUUAAAAACAUUUAAGAUUCCAGUGGAUACUUUAAUAACUUACUUAAUGACCCUUGAAGACCAUUACCAUUCAGAUGUGGCAUAUCACAACAACAUACAUGCUGCAGAUGUUGUUCAGUCAACCCAUGUCCUGCUAUCAACUCCGGCAUUAGAGGCAGUGUUCACUGAUCUGGAGAUUCUUGCAGCAAUUUUUGCCAGUGCGAUACAUGAUGUAGAUCAUCCUGGAGUUUCAAACCAGUUUCUUAUCAACACAAAUUCUGAACUCGCCUUGAUGUACAAUGACUCAUCGGUACUGGAGAAUCAUCACUUAGCUGUGGGCUUCAAGCUGCUGCAGGAAGAAAAUUGUGACAUUUUCCAGAAUUUGAGCAAAAAACAGAGGCAAUCAUUGAGGAAAAUGGUCAUUGACAUUGUACUUGCAACAGACAUGUCUAAGCAUAUGAAUCUGUUGGCUGAUUUAAAAACUAUGGUUGAAACCAAAAAAGUGACCAGUUCUGGUGUCCUACUUCUUGAUAACUAUUCAGACAGAAUUCAGGUUCUUCAGAAUAUGGUGCACUGUGCAGAUCUAAGCAAUCCAACUAAGCCACUCGAUCUCUACCGCCAAUGGACAGAUAGAAUUAUGGAGGAAUUUUUUCGUCAGGGAGAUCGGGAAAGAGAGAGGGGAAUGGAGAUAAGUCCCAUGUGUGAUAAGCACAAUGCAUCUGUAGAAAAAUCACAGGUGGGGUUUAUAGACUAUAUUGUUCAUCCUCUGUGGGAGACAUGGGCAGAUCUUGUUCACCCCGAUGCCCAGGAAAUCUUAGAUACACUGGAGGACAAUCGAGAAUGGUACCAGAGCACAAUCCCUCAAAGUCCCUCUCCUGCAGCUGAUGACCAGGAAGAGGGUAAGCAGAGCCAAACUGAAAAAUUCCAGUUUGAACUAACACUGGAGGAAGACGGUGAGUCAGACACGGAAAAGGACAGUGGAAGUCAAGUAGAAGAAGACACCAGUUGCAGUGACUCCAAGACUCUUUGCACCCAGGAUUCAGAAUCCACUGAAAUUCCUCUUGAUGAACAAGUAGGGGAAGAAGUAGAAGAGGAGGAGAACCAGACAGAACCUUGUGUGGUAGAAGACCAUACUCCUAACACGUAACAAGGAGGACGCGGUCUCUUUCUCUCUUGCUCUCUCCCUUUCUUGUCUUUUCACUCACUUUUUUUAUUUUCUUUUUUCUCUUUUUUUUUUUUUUUUUUUUUUUUUAAAUUGUGUAAUGGUUUCUGGAAUGUCAUCAUUAGCCUAUGUCAUACCACAUAGACUACAGUCAUAGUCAUAACUCACUGUCAUCUGCCAGGACGUUUGUUGAUCAAAACUGAUGUUGAUGAUUCAGUUUGGCACUCAGGAAUAUUGAAACAGAAAUUUUCACCUGCAUGGCAUCAGAAAGCAGGAAGGAGAACAUCCAUAAACUACAUCUUCAUAAGCUCUCCAUUUGGCAGGUAGGAUUAAAUAAAGCAAAUGUUUUCAGAGGAGUAGCAACUGUCAACUGAAUGCUGAUAUGCUUUGAUAGUUUUUGAAUUCAAGCAAAGCAUUGGAUAAUGUUUCUCAUGAAAGGAAAGAGACAAAAAAUAAACUGAGGUUCCUACUGGAAAACAAAUGACAUAAAUAAUGAGACACAACAUGAUUCUGUUACCAACAGGAAGAUGAGCUAUGAAAAUUGCAAAAUUUUAAUUUUGUAAUUUCGAAUCUUCCUGAUUGUGAUCGAAAAAAGUGUGACCCAGUGGGUUGCACUAACCUCUGCAUUUUGUAUAUUAUGUAAAAGAGAGGUCUUUUGUAGAGCUUACUUUUAUUAUUAAUUUUACUGAGGUAUUAUAUUUAAAGAAAAACACUUUCAGACUUCAUCUGCCACUGGUUUUUUGUUGAGUUUUUUUGUUUGUUUUUGUUUUGUUGGGUUUCUUUUCGUUUAUUUUUGGUUUUGUUUUUGGUUUUUGGGGUUUUUUUUUCCCCACAAAGAGUAACUUGCGAGUUUUCAGUACAAGUCUGUGCUACACUGGAUAAUACUUCUAGGUUUUACUCGUUUCCUUAUUUUUUUUGCACCUUAGACUCUCAUGGUAAUAUUCAGCUGUAAAAGUAUUUUAUGUAUUAGUGAAUUCCAUGAAUAUCCUUUGUUACAUAAAACUCUUUCAGUAUGAUAGCUUUUUUUGUAUGUUUGCUUUUCAUGACAUUUUUCCCAAAUGUAUUAGAGGAACUCAUGUUUUGAUUUUGCCCUUGUAGUGGCCUGAUCCUGCCGAUUCUGUCUUCUUACAACAAGUGGUCCCAGCAAAACUAAUUUGGACCACUAAGACUAGGAUUUGCAGGACUAGAGCCCUAGUCCUGCAGGUAAGGCGGACUUAGAAAAGGAUGGUGAUGAAUUGUCAUCUUAAUACAAAAGCAGCUCUUCUGCUGUAAAAAUUUGUCCCUCUGAAAAAUGGUUCCCAGACUGUUUUUGGCUGGGAACUAUAGACUGCUAGAUCAGAACAGGCUAAUACAGUGUAUGGGAUAUUUAUUCUGGGAAAAAAAGCAUUAGUGUAAUAUUUCAAAUUUUGACUCGGUCUUAACUUUUUAUGUGUUAAUAAUCUUGUAAACCAUUUGCUAAUCUGAGAUCUGUACAACAUAAUAGUAAUGAUAGCAUUAUUUUUUCAUGUCUGCCUUGCAAGAAGAGCCAGGUCAGUCUUGUCUUUUUAUGUUUUUAAGUAAUGAGUAAAGGCAUCAGGAGAGUUGUUUACUCCACAUUAUUUCAAUCUAUCUCAGACCUUUUCAUCCUUUACCCAGUUUGUGCUGAGGGAAUCCUGCUUUUCAGUUUGAUUGGUACUGAAAGCUUCUGUAACUUGGAAAGUUAAAGAGAGGUAGGAGUUCAUAUUUGUCAUUUUCCAGUCCUGUUGUUUGAUCACAUGAAAGAAGAAGGAAUUGUAUUUCCUCCACUUGUAGGUUUGAAUAUAUAAGACGGGAAAUAGUAGCCUAGGAAAGCUAUCAGCCUCCUACUCUUUAAAAUUCUGGUAAAAUGUUAACAUCAAGAUGAUUUCUUAACAAAAGAAGAUAACAACAGCCAUUAUUUCUCCUUUGGAUUCAUUUUGUAGUAAGUUAGCAGAUAUGAAUAUGGGGGAAGGGGGCUUAAGUGUCUGAGAUCUAGAAUAAAAAUUAUUGGUUAAUAAUUUAGCUUUUAAAUGUAUUUUGCAUUCUUCUAUAUCCAGGUCAUAGUUUCUUUAGCCCUCACAGGGCUUUAGCACAGAAGAUACUGAAGGAGGAAAGAGAAUAAAGAGAACUCAUAGUUUUUUUUCAGUUUUUGACUUUUCUUCAUCAUUUCUUCCUGAACCCAAUCCAUCUAAAAGUUAUUUCAGUCCCCAAGAGUGCCUGGAACCUUAAUAAUGGAAAAGCAAUAUGAAUUCUGAAAUAACCAAUAGGGACCUGAAGACACUUUGUAUCUGCACUAAUUGAAAGUAAAUGAAGAGAAUGACGUCAUAUUGUGAGAUACGCAUCCAUGUAUAUGGACAAUCGUAGAAAAGAUAACAUUUCUUAGAACUGGGGAUAUAAUGCAUUGUACAAUCUUUUUCCUCUUUUGCCAAAGUGUGUUUUAGCAUUGUACACUGCUUUAAAACAAAACAAUUUACAAGUGGCUUUAUGUGUUUUGAAUAUUUUCGCCAUUAAAAAAAAUGCAGUGAGUAGCUAUUGAAUGUGUGUGUGGGAAGAAAAUUCACCUUGCUUGUAACAGUACACUUUAGCUUGCAAGUUACUGUACUUAAUAAUGCUGUAUUUGAAUUCUUAAAUUGUUUUGUGUUAUUAAAAAUGAUAAUGAAAGAAUAUAAAUAGAACAAAUAGCAUUCAGAAGUUUAAAACACUUGACUGAAUUGGAUUUUACAGGAAGCUUUGACAGUUCUUUCUAAACGCAUUAUUUAUUUUAUUUGUGCCAUGCGUUUUUCUCACCAAAUGACCUUACCUGUAAUACAGUCUUGUUUGUCUGUUUACAACCAUGUAUUUAUUGUAAUGUACAUACUGUAAUGUUAAAUGUAAAUUAUCAGUUCUUACUAUAACAUCGUCCUUCUCUGGAUGGUGUUGCUAUCUUUGGAAACUCUUGGCGAGAGAAUGAUAAUUGUGUAUACAUAUUCCCUUUUUUUUUUUCUCCUUAAUAUAUUCGAUGUCACCUUAGAGCUUGUUUAUGGAAGAUUCAAGAAAAGUAUAAAAUACGUAAAGAUAUAUCAAUUAAAAAAGCUGCAGGUCUUUGGUCCCAGGGCUGUGCCUUAACUUUAAAGAAUAUUUUCCUUCUGUUUGCUGCAUUUGAAAGUAAGGUAGCCAUGGGGCUAGGGCUGGGCAUUUCUACCAUAUUUUUAGUUCCUAACUGAUGGGGUUACUAGUACAAGCUAAUAUGCAUGAUGCUACAAUGAACUUUCAUUCAAGAGUCUACUGGAACUUCAAGGUUUUCCAGACAUCUGGCAAUAUAAUUGUAUUGCCUCUCUGAUUAUCUUUUUACAGCCUAUCACUGGGGAUAACUGCAACCAGUUUUUGCUCCUUAAAAAAAGUAAAAAUUGAUGCUGUAUUCAGUACUGAAUUUCACUGAAACAGCUUUGGAAAGAUCUCUAAAAAACACUUGAUUUUAAUGCAUAAGGGUAAAACUCAUACACUUUUACAAUCAUCUGUAAUAUCCCUUUUUAUUUAGUAGCACAAAUUAUCACGUAUACACAGAAUCCAUAAAGUAGAACAAAAGACAGCUUUAAUUUUCAAAAUACUUUCCAACACCAAUAUUAGUGUUAAAGCAGCCAAAGUUUUAUUAUAUAUAAAUAUAUCUAAGGCUUUGUUCAGGUGUGUAGAGCAUAAUGCACUCAGAUCUACAGGAGUGUGGUAAACCUUUAGAUCUUUUAAUAACACUAGUAUAAGGUUUCCGGGUUGGACUGAGCAUCUUUUGCUGUUUGACUUGUCAUAUUGCUUCAGAGUACUUGGAGCUGAUGACUUUGUCAGAGUGAGGUUAACACCUUUCCUCCAUUCCAGCGAUGCCCAGCCUUUGUAGCAUGCAACUUCUUUGGGAAAGGAGAGAGUCUUUUUCAGUGAAAAACAAAGCCUCCUUUUGGACACAAACUGUAGAUUUAGCAGCCCUGGCCCAAAGGAAGUCGAUUGCUUAUGUUUAAAAUGGUAUAAAAGGGAUACUGCAACAACAGAAAUCCUGAACAAUUUUUUUGUUACUGUUAUAAUUUCAUUCUUUGGGGAUGUCUUGAGAGUGGCAACUUGUGUGAACAUUGCACAUGACUAUUCUUUCACUGGUUUCUUAGCCUCUCUACAGCAUAGGGGAUAGUAAUGUACAUCAGUACCUUCAUAUGAAAUUUUAUAUGCAAUGGAAAUAAAAGCAUGGAUUGAUUCUGCCUA
Molecule: messenger RNA, 6924 nt
Organism: Strigops habroptila (Kakapo)
Lineage: Eukaryota; Metazoa; Chordata; Aves; Psittaciformes; Psittacidae
Gene: PDE4D
Product: phosphodiesterase 4D
Exons: 10
Coding region: 1144-2694 (516 amino acids)
Biological process (GO): cAMP catabolic process; signal transduction; regulation of cardiac muscle cell contraction
Cellular component (GO): cytosol; perinuclear region of cytoplasm; nucleus
Molecular function (GO): ATPase binding; 3',5'-cyclic-AMP phosphodiesterase activity; transmembrane transporter binding
Source: RefSeq, a predicted model, not a curated record